Prorocentrum cordatum is the source of this 915-nucleotide messenger RNA. The record is from the annotation of a GenBank genome assembly. Lineage: Eukaryota; Dinophyceae; Prorocentrales; Prorocentraceae.
GUCGAAGAGGCUCUCGGGGCGCCCGAGGCGGCGGCGUCGGCGGCCCCGGAGGCCCAGAGGUUGCCCGUGGGCGACGGCGAUGGGCUUCUGCUGCCGGCGGCCGAGAGCGACGAUGGCGAGGCGCAGGAGGGCCGCACCGCGCCCCUCUUCGCCCCCCGCGCGUUGAAGCCCAAGAUCCCCAAGCCGCUGCGGGGCCUGGUCGGCAAGGCGAUCGCGGACUACAGUAUGAUCAAGGAGGGCGACCGCGUCUUGGUGGGCCUCUCCGGCGGCAAGGACUCGCUGACAGUGCUCCACGUCCUGCUCGGCCUGCAGAAGAGCGCCCCCGUCCGCUUCGACGUCGCGGCUGCCAACGUCAACCCGGAGACCCCAGAGUACAACCCCGGGCCGCUGACGGCGUAUCUGGAGGCCAUAGCGGGGGCCGAUGACGUGGCCCAGCAGCUGCCGCCCGACGAGUGGGCUGACGAGCUGCCAGUAGCGCUGCGCGUGCCCGCGACGGGCGGCACGGGCCGAGGCGGUUGCAAGGACAAAAACUCGGCCAAGGAAGGCGCAUGCAAGGACAAUUUCACGGUCUCUCCGUCGUGGAGCUCCGCUCGUUCGCCUUCCUCGCGAGAGAGUCGGCUGCCCGUGUGCGCCAUGCCGCACGACCGCGAGCAGAUCGUCCGCAUGUGCGAGUCGUUGCAGGUGACCGCGAGUGCCGCCAACCUCCGCGAUGAAGCGCGCCGCGGUGAAGCAGGCCACAAUGAGGCCCUCUGUGAUGAAGCACUCCGUGACAGAGCACUCCCCGAUGAACUGCUCUGCAAUGAAGCGCACUCCCCGAUGAAGCGCAGGUUGGCGAAGCACACCCCUGCGGAGCACGCGACGGUGAGGAAGCACGCCUUCGCGAAGCACGCCGCGAUAGAGCACGCCGCGGUGUAG